GCAGGCAGGCUGGGCGCGGCCACCGGCGCCGCGGACACCAGGGCCGUGGCCGCCGCCGCACCCCGUGUCCUGCGCCCGCCGCCGCGAUGCUGGGGCUGCUCGUGGCAUCGUUGGUCGUGGCGCUCGCCUACUUCGCGCUGUUGGACGGAUGGUACCUGGUGCGCGUGCCGUGCGCCGUGCUGCGCGCGCGCCUGCUGCAGCCGCGCGUCCGCGACCUGCUGGCCGAGCAGCGCUACGGGGGCCGCGUGCUGCCCUCGGACCUGGACCUGCUGCUGCACAUGAACAACGCGCGCUAUUUGCGCGAGGCCGACGUGGCGCGCGCCGCGCACCUGGCCCGCUGCGGGGUGCUGGGGGCGCUGCGCGCGCUCGGGGCCCGCGCCGUUCUGGCCGCCUCGUGUGCGCGCUAUCGCCGCUCGCUGCGCCUGUUCGAGCCCUUCGAGGUGCGCACCCGCCUGCUGGGCUGGGAUGACCGCGCCUUUUACCUGGAGGCGCGCUUCAUCAGCCUGCGCGAUGGCUUCGUGUGCGCGCUGCUGCGCUCCCGCCAGCACGUGCUGGGCACCUCUCCGGAGCGAGUCGUGCAGCACCUGUGCAAGCGCCGGGUGGAGCCCCCUGAGCUGCCCGAAGACCUUCGUCACUGGGUCGCCUACAACGAGGCCAGCAGCCAGCUGCUCAGGGCCGAGAGCGGGCUCAGUGACGUCGUCAAGGACCAGUGACCACCGAGCCCUGCCCGCCGACCUCACCCUGGGGGCAGUUGCCCUCCCAUCCCUGCCCGCCAGGGGCAGAGAGUGCAGAAUGGGCUGGCCGGGCUGGACCGUGUCCCAGCUGGAGUGGCCUGCCACCAGCCCGGCUCAGCCCAGCCCCUUCCCCACACUCAGGCCCUCCCCCAGCCAGUUAUCGGCGCCCCUCUCCCCCAUGCCACGCCGGCCGGUGGGGGGGACACAGAUGCCCUGACCCAGCUCUGCCCUCAGGGUGGAGGUGAUGAGGAAAGUGGGAGGCCCAGGGCCCUCAGCAUAUGGGCGGGGGGGGGGAAUGGGGGAUGGGUCCCCCCCCACCGCAGAUGAAGCGAGGCUUCCGUGGGCUCAGGUUGGGAGAGUGCUUGGACCAGAGGGACCAGCUGAAGCCAGCCUGAGCACUGGAGCCUGCCUGGAGUUUGAGCAAGCUGCAGGAGUGAGGCCAGAGCAGUCCUGGGUGCAGGGCUGGGGCCUGAUUCCAGCCUGGUGAGGAGCUUGAAGAGUCAGAACAGCAUUUCCAGGCAGAUCCUUGUGGCGGGGCGGGGGGGGGCAGGCCCAGGGUGGAGUCUGGGCAAUCAGGGCCCAGGCCGACUGGCCAGAGGGCACGGGGCUCCCCUGGGGUGGGCACAGGGCCUGGGGCCAGUGCCGGUCAGAUGGCACAGGGUCUCCCGUGGUGGUGAGCUUCCCGUCCUGGUUGGGGCUAGCUACUGAGCAGGGAGCAGAGCAGGGAGCGGGAUCCUGCCUGGGCGCCCUCUGCACCUUGCCGUUGCUUGACCGCACCCCUGGGUGCUCAUAGGACUGUGCUCUGUGACUGUGGGUAGGACCCCACCCUCUCUGAACCUACACCUCAGUUUGCCCUCCUCCUGGGGUCGUCCUCAGCACGUGCCCUGCUGAUGACUUUUUCCUUUCCUGUGCCGAGGGGCUGCCUCGCUCCAUGGGCUGGGGCCGGGGAGGGGUCUUCCAGGCUUUGCCUGAGCGGCUCCCUGCCGGGCUCGCCAGGCUACUGGACACCAGCCGCGCGGUCUGCUCCUGCCUAGUCGCUUGCCUUCCAGCUGGUGAGGCGUGGGGAGAAGCAGAAACUGGCCCGGAGCACCAAUGGUGAGGCAGGGGUGGGCGGGGUGGGGGACCUUAGCUCCCUGGCUGGCUGGGGACACGGUCAGGCCCUGGGGCUGGGCUUGCUGCUUGCUCGUGUGUGUGUCUGCUCAGGGCAAGGUGGCCGCCUGCCUGUGCACCCCCCCCCCCAGCCUGUGGUAUGGGCCAGAGCUGUGGAGCCCCUGAGCCGCCUCUCGCCCUGUCCAGGCACCCACCGCCCGCUGGAGCUAGGAGCGCCGCAGCGCCCCUGAUCCCUUGCCUGCCCCCCACGCUGACGUCUGCCUUAUAGCCGCAAAGGGAAAGCUGCAAUGUUUCUGUUUUAUUUAAAGAAAGCCCAAGAUUAAAGGGUUUUUAAUGUC
Messenger RNA from Ailuropoda melanoleuca (giant panda), 2182 nucleotides. It is a transcript of the gene THEM6, whose product is annotated as thioesterase superfamily member 6. The record is from RefSeq and is a predicted model, not a curated record. NCBI's taxonomy places the organism in Eukaryota, Metazoa, Chordata, Mammalia, Carnivora, Ursidae.